AUCAUCAUCAUCGACAACACAGUCACGUUUGUUUGUCUGUUUGUUUUGAUGCAUCUCGUCUGAUCUGGAUCAGCUGGUCGUGCUUGCUGAAGCCGCGGGGUCGGCUGCCGCUCAUCGCUCUCCCGCCCGCCGGAGCUCCAGCUCACUGCUUGACAGUGCGGUGUUGUUGACACAUUGUUGUUCAGGAGGAACAUAUUAUGGCUGACGGUGCUCCAGAGGCUCCAGAGGCUCAGGCCGAUGCCGACGACCCGCCCAGAGUCAACUUCCCUCCGCUCAUCACUGUCUCUGAUCUGCCCAGUGCCACCGCUGCAGGCCGUAACCUGAAGGAAUGGCUUCAGGAGCAGUUCUGUGACAAACCCCUGGAGCAGGAUGACAUGCGGCUCCACAACGCUGCCUAUGUCGGAGAUUUGGACACACUGAGGAACCUGCUGCAAGAAGACAGCUUCAGACAGCGGAUCAAUGAGAAGUCAGUGUGGUGUUGCGGCUGCCUGCCCUGCACCCCUCUGCGGAUCGCCUCCACAGCGGGACACGCGGCCUGCGUGGCCUAUCUGAUCGCCCAGGGAGCCGACGUGGACCUUGUUGACGUCAAGGGCCAAACAGCCCUGUAUGUGGCCGUGGUCAACGGUCACCUGGAAUGUGUCCGCAUCCUCCUCGAAGCCGGAGCGGAUCCCAACGGGAGUCGACACCACCGCAGCACCCCUCUGUACCACGCUGCGCGGGUGGGAAGGCUGGACAUUCUGCAGGAGCUCAUCAGGUUUCAUGCAGAUGUAGAUAUGGACCACCAGCUUGGUCCCCGGCUCCUCUUAAGUGCCCGCACGCUCAACACAUUGGUGGUGUGUCCUCUCUACAUCAGUGCUGCCUACCACCACCUUCACUGUUUCCAGCUGCUCCUCCAGGCCGGCGCACAGCCUGACUUCAACUACACCGGGCCUGUCUGCCACGAGGCUCUGACCCGUGGUCUGGCAUCCUGCCUGCUGGAUGCUGUGCUGCGUCAUGGGUGUGAGGUGGCCUUUGUCCACCUGCUGCUGGACCAUGGGGCCAACCCGGCUCUUGUGCCCUGGGAUGAGUCAAAUCUCGAGGCAACUAACCGUAGGAAGGUGGAUCCUGAGGCCCUUGAGGUUUUCCUGGAGGCCAGGAGUGAGUGGAAAUGAUGUAUCGG
Molecule: messenger RNA, 1159 nt
Organism: Solea senegalensis (Senegalese sole)
Lineage: Eukaryota; Metazoa; Chordata; Actinopteri; Pleuronectiformes; Soleidae
Gene: asb1
Product: ankyrin repeat and SOCS box containing 1
Exons: 4
Coding region: 198-1151 (317 amino acids)
Molecular function (GO): protein binding
Source: RefSeq, a predicted model, not a curated record